Anopheles bellator is the source of this 627-nucleotide messenger RNA. It is a transcript of the gene mRpS6, whose product is annotated as small ribosomal subunit protein bS6m. Gene Ontology annotation, cellular component: ribosome; mitochondrial small ribosomal subunit. The transcript is spliced from 2 exons. The record is from RefSeq and is a predicted model, not a curated record. Gene Ontology annotation, molecular function: structural constituent of ribosome; small ribosomal subunit rRNA binding. The coding region runs from base 60 to 512 and encodes 150 amino acids. Gene Ontology annotation, biological process: translation. Lineage: Eukaryota; Metazoa; Arthropoda; Insecta; Diptera; Culicidae.
CAACGAUUGAAUAAUAGUGGGCGAUUUGUUCCGGAACCGCAUUGAGUUUGUUUCGUACGAUGCCGACGUACGAAUUGUCCAUGAUUUUGCGGCAAAUGUCCAGGCCGGACAUGAUCGCGACUCUGAAACGGACAGCAACGGCAAUCUUCGACAAGGGGGGUGUCAUACGGAAGCUGGACAAUCUUGGCACGAAACCUCUACCGUUCAAAACCAGCUCCCAUGGUGUCGUCCACCGGAGCGGAUCGUACUUUGUGUUCAGAUUCGACACACCACCAUCGGCGAUCGAGGAUCUCGACGAGGAGUACGGGCGCGACGUCGACAUCGUCCGAAAACGUAUUUAUCUGGCCGAUUUCACGCAGCAGCAAGAGAUCACUUGUACGCUUCACGAAGAACUGCUACCGCCAGCGUACCGGAAGGAUGUGCAGAAAAUGAUCCGUACGGCCGAGCGGAGUAAAAAAAAGAAAGUUUUCCAAUACAACACCGGACUGGAUUACUAUCCGUUCCAGAAGUAAACGACACGUGGCGGUUCCUAGGCAAGGUGUUAGCAAUAAUCUGUAAUUUACAACUUUUAUUGUUCCCAGUAAUCGUAACAUUGACCAUAUUUUCUUUUGUGUUUGGAAAGAAACA